Messenger RNA from Pelmatolapia mariae (spotted tilapia), 3245 nucleotides. RefSeq names its product CCHC-type zinc finger, nucleic acid binding protein b (gene cnbpb). Gene Ontology annotation, cellular component: cytoplasm. Lineage: Eukaryota; Metazoa; Chordata; Actinopteri; Cichliformes; Cichlidae. Gene Ontology annotation, molecular function: single-stranded RNA binding; mRNA binding; zinc ion binding. Bases 652 to 1137 code for a protein of 161 amino acids. The record is from RefSeq and is a predicted model, not a curated record. Gene Ontology annotation, biological process: positive regulation of cytoplasmic translation. The transcript is spliced from 7 exons.
UAAUGUAAUGUUAGGGAUGAUGGUUAUAUACAGUUCAGCAGUGACCUAAUUUCUUUAAAUAUUACAGUGUGUAUAAGUGUGUCUGUGUAUAAGUGUGUCUGUGUAUAAGUGUGUAUGUGUGUGUAUAAGUGUGUGUAUAAGUGUGUCUGUGUGUCUCUGUGUGUGUGUAUAAGUGUGUCUCUGUGUGUAUAAGUGUGUCUGUGUAUCAGUGUGUGUGUGUGUGUGUAUAAGUGUGUCUCUGUAUGUAUAAGUGUGUAUAAGUGUGUCUGUGUAUCAGUGUGUGUGUGUGUGUAUAAGUGUGUCUGUGUAUAAGUGUGUCUGUGUAUCAGUGUGUGUGUGUGUGUGUGUGUAUAAGUGUGUCUGUGUGUGUUUAUCAGUGUGUGUGUGUGUGUCUGUGUAUCAGUGUGUGUGUGUGUGUAUAAGUGUGUGUGUGUGUGUGUAUUAGUGUGUCUGUGUGUGUUUAUCAGUGUGUGUGUGUGUGUCUGUGUAUCAGUGUGUAUCAGUGUGUGUGUGUGUGUGUGUGUGUGUGUCUGUGUAUCAGUGUGUGUCUGCGUGCGUGUGUGUGUGUCGGGCCGUGUGCAGACCGCGUGUGGCGCAGAGCAACAUCCAAACAAACCUCCACAGUUUCGGGUCUGAGCCGUGAUCGUGGCGAUGAGCAGUAACGAGUGUUUCGGUUGCGGCCGCUCAGGCCACUGGGUGAAGAACUGUCCGAGUGGCGGCCGAGGGCGAGGGAAAGGUCGCAGCAGAGGCAAAGACCUGUUCUGUUACCGAUGUGGCGAACUUGGGCACGUGGCCAGAGACUGCGAGCGCACAGAGGACGCCUGCUACAACUGCGGCAGAGGAGGUCACAUCUCCAGAGACUGCAAGGAGCCCAAGAAGGAGCGCGAGCAGCUGUGCUACAACUGCGGCAAGGCCGGUCACAUGGCGCGCGAUUGUAACCACGCCCACGAGCAAAAGUGCUACUCCUGCGGCAGCUUCGGACACAUCCAGAAGUGCUGUGAGAAGGUCAAGUGUUACAGGUGCGGGGAGAUCGGCCAUGUUGCGGUGCACUGCAGCAAGGCGUCCGAGUUGAACUGCUAUAACUGUGGGAAGUCAGGUCACCUGGCGAAAGAGUGCACCAUCGAAGCCACCCCCUAGCUGGCCUCUGACCCCUGACCCCACGCUCCCAAACCUCUUCUUUUAUUCUCUGUUCGUGCCCUCUGAUCCUCCUCUUGUCAUUGGUCUAGAGGCCUGUCGGUCAGCCUCGUAACAGCCAGUCAGAGCAGACGGAGGGAGGAGGAGGGGACGGACUACAAAACCCAUUUGUUCUUCUGUGUUUUAGUUUGGUAGCUGUGUUACGAUGUACAGAGCUUUUUUAGACCUGAGAGAGUGAUGUAUGAAGGCCAAAUUAGGCCCCUCCCCUCUGCCCUUUGGGUGGGCCUAACAGAGCCAUGGAAGUUUGUAUCUUGCUAACUUCAUUUUUGUUUUUGGACUAAAUAAAAUGAUUGGCCCCACCUCCAGCAAUCACCCAAUAAUAUCGCAGGAUGGACGAGCCAAUCAGGACAGGUCGCAGCAGAUGUUUUACAGGUGCGUUUUUGUGCAGGUCGAGGAAUCGUACGCCAAGAAAAAAAGCCGCAGGAAGUCUGGACAAAACCCCCCAGAAAAUCUUAUUUUUGUACAUUUUACCUGUGAGCUGUUGUAAAGGUGUAUGUUCUACCUGACAAUAAAAAGGUAAGAAGGAUGAGGGCGGACCUGCGGUGGCUGUCUCAUUUCUUCAGACAGGCACCCCUCACCCACAGGAGACGAACCGACCAAUCAGAUCAGAGGAAACGAGCUGCGACACCAACGAGAGCCAAAGUUCCAGAGCUCACCUGAAAGCCUCAUGGUUUAAUUAACAUCUGCAGCAGCUGGACAGAGUGAUCCCUGACGACCUGCUCAGUUCCUCGCUGUCAGACACCUCCAGAAUCUCCUCCUCUCAUCAUAAUAAUAAUGGAUUGCAUUAAUAUAAAGCAAAGCACUUUACAAUUCCACUAUUCAUUCACUCUCACAUUCACAGACUGGUGGAGGCAGCUACAGUUGUAGCCACAGCUGUCCUGGGGCAGACUGACAGAAGCGAGGCUGCUGUAUCGUGCCAUCGGCCCCUCUGGCCAUCAUCAGUAGGCAAAGUGUCUUGCCCGAGGACACAAUGACCGAGACUGUCCGAGCCAGGGCUCGAACCGGCAACCUUCCAAUUACAAGACAAACUGCUAACUCUUGAGCCACGAUCGCCACUGAUUACAUCGAAUGAACGACUGACUCAGUUUUAUUAAGGACACAGGAAGUUUGAUCUGCGUACAGUGAAAGAAUAAAGCCGCUGUGGAAAUCAAACAGAUAAAUAAACACAAUGAAUCUUAAAAAGUUUAAUACAGGUUGUACAUGAACAUUUCAUUCACUGCUGAUGUACAACAAUACAUCCCAGCGUUAACCUCUGACCUCUGUGGUGUUCAUGAUCAGACUUCUCACCCCCUGGGCCAGGGGUCUCAAACUCGUGGCCCGAGGGCCACUUGUGGCCCAUGUCACCCCUACUUAUGUAUUGAUAUGAGGAAAUCUAAUGUAAUUCUUUUGUUAGGCAGGAUUUGUUUGUUGUUGAGCUAAAUGUUAAAAUAAGUUCUUUCUGAGCAGAGAGCACAAACAUGCUGAGGCUGUUCAGAGUCACACUGCAGUUUGAUUUUGUUACGAACACACCGAUAGCAGCAGUGCUCUGAUGUGUGUGCAGACAGAGGACCAGUGGUCGUUCAGUGAAAGGCUUCAGUUUUGUCUUCUUAUACAAUAUUUGACAUUUAAAACAACAAACAAAACAUUUUAGGAAAUAUUUGUGGGCGUUUGUGGCCGUCCAAUCAGAUCUCACACAGCUCAUAUAAGUUUGAGAGUUCAGCGUGCACAUCCGUCAUACAGGAGAUGAAUAUUAAUGUUCUACGCUUUCACAUUAACUAUUUUAUUUUCUACAUUUGUGUGAACAGUUCUUAUUUUAUUUUACAUGUCGUUGUAGGCGGGCCGCUCGUCCUGCAGGGGGCAGUAGUGCAGACAUAAAACCGGAUGCAGUGGUGGAGCCGGUGACGUGUUUCCUGUUAGUGUGCGUGCUGUGUUCGUGUGUGUUUGGAUGGUUUCUGCUCGGUUGUUGGAUUAACGGCUAAACUCCGCAGCAGAUAUGGCGAGGAACGCCGAGAAGGCCAUGACGGCCCUGGCUCGGUUCAGGCAGGCUCAGCUGGAGGAAGGAAAAGUCAAGG